AUGGACUCCUGUUUUUACACCCUUUGUACAGUAUAUACUCAAUAUCUAAAAUUGUUCAGAUCGAAGAAAAGAAAACGAAAACAUUCUGAAGAUAGAACGUCAGAUCAUGAUGACCAACAAUCAGAUUCGACAAACAAUUCAAGUGCUGCAUCAGGGGAUGAUGAAGGACCAGAAGCAAAACGGAAGAAUGACAAGGAAUUUGUGAUAGACAUUAAACCUUUGACUGAAUAUAUUGAUGAUAGAAAGGAAUUGAAUAAUGAACUUUUUAAGAUAUUAGAAAGAAAACAAAUGAAAAAGUUGAUGCCAAAAUCUGUUAAGGUUAGUGAUAUGUGAGGGGAAACAUCAGGAUUAUGGUCAUCUCAUUCGAUAGAACUAAGGCCAAUGAAAAUUGAUAUCAUGUUUCUCGUCCGGUCGUCCCCGCCCGCAUGGGUUUUAUCUGCCGCACGAAAAUUUUUCAUUAUUAUUGUUGAAAAAUAGGCUUAACAAAACACCAAAUUGAUCUCCAGAUCAAAGUCUUAUUGCUGCAUUCUGCAGCGCAACUCAAAUUGUAUCUUUCUAAAGACAUUACUCACCAGAAUGCCUCUAUUUUUCAUGUCAGCCCUGGUAUGCGUAGAAGUAUACUGCAGAGUAGGACGUAUUAGAUUAAAAUGAAUUAUACACCGAUUUACUUCAGAUUUUUAUGGGUCAAGGAAAUUAUUGACAAGCAGAAUUCAAAUACAAAAAAUAAUGAAAAAUGAAAAAAUCCCGCUCCAAAUUUUUGAAAAUUGUGGACGAGAAACAUGAUAUCAAUUUUCAUUGGCCUAAUAUGCAAUUUCAGCUACAGACUAAAUUUCGAUCUAGGCAAGAAGAACAAAAUCCAUCACCACACAGCUAGAAAGAGCAUGUUAAAAUUAGUAAAAUUGCAAAGUUUGGCCGCGAAAUAUUUGUAUUAAUUUGUAUUACGCGCGGGAAAAUGCGCCACAUUUGCGCCGAAAGUGGUGCAAAUUCCCGUGCGUAAUACAAAUUAAUAUAAAAUUUGCAAAUUUCGCAGGGCUAUAUUUUCCGCGUUAUACCAUAUUUCGCGGCCAAACUUUGUAAUUUUACUCAUUUUAACAUAUUCUUUCUAGCUGUUGUGAUGGAUUUUCUUCUUGCCUAGAUCAUAAUUUAGUCUAUGGCUGGAAUCAUCCAUUGUUCAAGGGAUUUGUAGAUGCUGGGGGAUAUUUACCCGUACAUUGUACAUUGGCAUCACCUUACGUAGUAUUUAUAUAUGAACUUGUGGUUAGAGCUCGAUAACUGUGUCUCUGUAGCUCAGUUGGUCAGAGCAAUGCACCAGAAUCACAGGGCCACAGGUUUGAUUUCUGGUGUUUAACUUUUUCACAAUCAAUACUUAUUUUCAAUUUGAUCCAGAAAUUGGACGUGGACGAAUUAAAAUCUCGCUGCUUGGAUCAACUUGAAAUAAUUUCCAAGAAAAGGUUACUGAGAAUAAUUGAAGGGCAAGAAAUGAAUUCGUCUUCAUCUGAAAGUGGACACGACGCUGCAAAUGUUGUGUCUGCAAUGGAGGUUGUUCAAGAAAGUUCUGUCGUGGAAGCAAGUCAACCAGCACCAGAUACUCGCGAGGUAGGUAGACCGGCAACAUCAGUAUUACCAAAACCGUGAAUCCUUCCUCCCGCUCGAAAAAAAAUGUGCGAUGUUUUCGUGUCAAAACAUCCAGAAAUAUGUGACCGCGUUCCUAAUAUCCUUGGGAAUGGCGAUGUCUGUUUGGUGCACAAAAAAUUGUAUUGACAUAGUUAAAAAUAGUUCACAUUUUAACAAAUAGGUGUAGGAAUGUAGUCGCCUUCCUAUUAAAUGUUUUGACAAGAAAACAUGACAUGAGGGAGCAUCCAUGGCAUAGAAAUAUUAGACCUAGAAUGCGUGCUUGGUCACGUGACCGGUAUCCAAAUUGAAAACAAAAAUGCCCUUAUAAAUCCGCCAUGUUGAAUUUGAGCAGGAGUGCAAACUACAAAGUAUAAACAAAGCUAAAACUAUAAAGUUUUCAUCGUCAAAACGUUUUGUAUUUGUAGUUUGGGGAUAGAAUUUGAAAUAUUAAGUUCUUUAAAGGCUCAAAGCAAAUGUACUGUUACAAAAACGGUGAAAAUCGUGCAGCCUUGUAAAAACAAAGUAGUUUCGCAUAUAAAAUAUAAUUUACUCAUAAAACAUUUUUGCAUGCUCUAAACGUAACUGUGUUGCUAAUAUUUUAUGAAAUUACGAAAUGAUAGUUCAUUCUUCGUCCGGUUUCGUUUUUCUUCAAUCUAAACGAAGUGUUUUCAUGUUUUUGAAACAAAAAUAUUUAGAUGUCGAUAAAGUGUAAAUCGCCUAUUAAAUAAUCGUCGAAAACUAUGGUUUCAAAAGUAAAGCGUUGCCUCAAGCUCAAGCAAUGUAUAGAAAAAAAUAAAAAGUAGUUGUGUAAGUUUAAAAAGAUUAUUGAACCCCAUUUAUAUUAUAAAACAGUUGAAAUAUAUUUUUUAAAACAUACCCGUAUUGAGUUUGAGUUUGUCUUGAUUUUUCGUGUUUUGUUUUGGCUUGCACAACAACGUUGAAAAUGUAUUUUCAAACAACGAUUUCUGUAUAUAUUCUGUUCCGAACUAUUGCUUUUCGUAAAAAAACCCACGGGAAUGGAUUUCUUUCCUUUAAAAAAGCUUUUUUUCCACUUCAAGUCUCGAUAUAAUUGUUUUUGCAAACUUUGUUGAAAAAAACAAUUCGCGCACUCCUGCAACCGCGCGAAUUUCUUUCCCGCAGGAGUCUAGGACUAGCCAAAAUGCCCUUAUAAAUCCGCCAUUUUGUGGAGACAAAACUUUUACUGAGAAGAGAUAGGAGCACGCAUUCUAUGUCUAUUAUUUCUAUGAUCCAUGGUUUUGGUAGUAUGUGCCACCAAACUAACCAGCUGUCCCAGAAAAGCGAUGUGAGGACUUAAUUAUAUGUUGUAAAUUUAAGGAUGAAUCAGUGAACAUAAUGGAGGAAUUAAGUGUUGGACCGGAUCAGGAUGAAAUUGAUGCACUGAUUGAAGAGCCAGUGAAAAAUGCUGCCCCAGAAGGUAUAUACAAUUGCAAGAUUAUUUUCUCAUGUUUCUUUUAACCCAUUUUCUAUGAAGGUCGUGCGCGGCCAAGAGGCUCUGGGAACGAGGAUGACUGGGAAGGAUUCUGCAACCUCUGCACUCCUCUGAAGGUUCACCUUUGAUUUUUCAGAUAUUAUUUCAGGUCAAGACAAUCCUGGUAAAGCAGUGGACAGUCCAGAAGAUAAGAGUGCAGCGGACACAGAGUCGCAGUUACUGGAACUAGAGUUCAGAGCAAGGGCGUUGAAAUCUCUGAUGCAAGCACGGCAAAGGCAUGAUACGUAG
Paramuricea clavata is the source of this 3352-nucleotide messenger RNA. NCBI's taxonomy places the organism in Eukaryota, Metazoa, Cnidaria, Anthozoa, Malacalcyonacea, Plexauridae. The record is from the annotation of a GenBank genome assembly.